Phycodurus eques (leafy seadragon) is the source of this 1968-nucleotide messenger RNA. RefSeq names its product fizzy-related protein homolog. Lineage: Eukaryota; Metazoa; Chordata; Actinopteri; Syngnathiformes; Syngnathidae. The record is from RefSeq and is a predicted model, not a curated record. Gene Ontology annotation, biological process: positive regulation of anaphase-promoting complex-dependent catabolic process; anaphase-promoting complex-dependent catabolic process; positive regulation of ubiquitin protein ligase activity. The transcript is spliced from 14 exons. Gene Ontology annotation, cellular component: anaphase-promoting complex. Bases 99 to 1568 code for a protein of 489 amino acids. Gene Ontology annotation, molecular function: ubiquitin ligase activator activity; anaphase-promoting complex binding; protein binding.
CGUCACGUGGGGGAUAUCCCACAAUGCAACUGUGUGAAACUCACUUCGCUUGUUGACAUGCAAAUUGCAGAGCAGUAAGGUCUCUCUUUCACUUCAAAAUGGAUCCACAAUAUGAAUACCGCCUUUUACGCCAAAUCAACCAUCAAAAUGACAACCGGAGCCCUACUAAAACAGCACCUCCUGCUCCUUCCCCAGUAAUAUCACCCAAUAAGCUCGGCGACAGAUUUAUUCCCACUCGAGCGGCGGCAAACUGGGAUAUCAACUUCCACAGGCUCAGUGAAAAUGAGAAGUCAGCAAAUCAAAACAGGAAAGCCAAGGAACCAUCUUCUGAUAUUGUUAAAGCAGAUGGUUUAACGUACUCCGCUCUGCUAAAGAAUGAGCUCCUGGGAGCAGGAAUAGAAAGGAUCCAGGACCCUCAGACGGAAGACAGCCAUUUGCAGCUAUUGACACCUGAGAAGCGGAGACUCUUCACUUACUCACUUGAGCUCAAAAGAAGCUCACCGGCCAGCGAAACCAACCUCUCUCCAUACUCGUUGUCACCUGUCAGUAACAAAAGUCAGAAACUGCUGCGAUCACCUAGAAAGCCAACCAGAAAGAUUCCCAAGAUCCCCUUCAAAGUCUUGGAUGCACCGGAGCUGCAGGAUGACUUUUACCUUAAUUUGGUGGACUGGUCGUCUCUCAAUGUGCUCAGCGUCGGCCUGGGAACAUGUGUUUACUUGUGGAGUGCCUGUACCAGCCAGGUAACAAGGCUGUGUGAUCUUUCCGUGGAGGGGGACUCGGUUACGUCAGUCGGCUGGUCUGAGAGGGGCAACCUGGUAGCAGUGGGGACUCAGAAAGGCUACGUUCAGAUCUGGGAUGCUGGCGGCGGAAAGAAACUCUCCACCCUGGAAGGACACUCGGCCAGAGUCGGAGCGCUAGCAUGGAAUGCUGACCAGCUCUCCUCGGGCAGCCGUGAUCGCAUGAUUUUUCAGAGGGACAUCCGAACUCCUCCACUCCAGUCGGAGCGACGGCUGCAGGGACACAGGCAGGAAGUGUGUGGCUUGAAGUGGAGUACCGACCAUCAGCUGCUUGCUUCUGGUGGCAAUGACAACAAGUUGCUGGUUUGGAAUCACUCCUCGCUGAGCCCUGUGCAGGCUUACACAAAUCACCUGGCUGCAGUAAAGGCCAUCGCUUGGUCACCACACCAGCAUGGCCUGCUGGCCUCUGGGGGCGGCACGGCUGACCGCUGUAUUCGCUUUUGGAAUACGCUGACGUCGCAGCCGCUGCAGUGUGUGGACACGGGCUCACAGGUCUGCAACCUGGCUUGGUCCAAGCACACAAAUGAGCUAGUGAGCACCCACGGCUACUCUCAAAACCAGAUUUUGGUGUGGAAAUAUCCAGCGCUCACUCAAGUGGCCAAACUCACAGGGCACUCUUACAGAGUUCUCUACCUGGCUAUGUCCCCGGAUGGGGAAGCGAUUGUUACAGGAGCUGGAGAUGAGACGCUCCGCUUUUGGAAUGUCUUCAGUAAAACAAGAUCCACAAAAGAAUCUGUGUCAGUGCUUAAUCUGUUUACCAGGAUUCGGUGACAUUGUACAACAAUAAAACACAUUGCCACGUUUCUGCAACUUAACACAUUCAUUUAUACAAACGAGGUUUGGAAGUAUUUUAACAUAAGGCCAUGUAUCAUAAUGAAAGGCUUAGUUUUUUAUUUAAAAAAUGUGUAAGGGUGUUAUGUUGUUAUUUGCUGAAAUUGUGAAACAUUUUCACCAUCGUGAAUCAAGGAGAGGACCUUGAUUUUGUAAACGCAGGUCUAAUUUAUUUAACGCACUUGAAAUAUGAUCAUCACUUACCUCGGUUUCUGCAGUAUGACCAUUAUGUUUACCAAGAUUCUGAAAUCUGGGUUCAGUUUGUCUAAUGCUGUGCAUUCAAAUCAUUGCUACAUAGUUUAUUCUUUGUAGUAAAUGAAUAAAAUAUAUUUGAUUUGAA